Messenger RNA from Carya illinoinensis, 1509 nucleotides. Its product is annotated as WAT1-related protein At3g28050-like. Gene Ontology annotation, cellular component: plasma membrane. Gene Ontology annotation, molecular function: transmembrane transporter activity. The record is from RefSeq and is a predicted model, not a curated record. The transcript has 7 exons. Bases 92 to 1180 code for a protein of 362 amino acids. Lineage: Eukaryota; Viridiplantae; Streptophyta; Magnoliopsida; Fagales; Juglandaceae.
AUCGUAUUCUCACAAAAGCAAUCAGCUAAAAACAAAAUACAGAAGGCCAGUCAAUACCCUGAAUUUGGUGACAGACGGGAAAAGGAGACGGAUGGGGUUCAGAUCCAGCUUGGUGGGUUUGGUGCCAUUUGUUGCCAUGGUGAUGGUGGAGUGCCUGGAUGUUGGCCUGACCACACUGAGUAAAGCAGCCAUGUCAAAAGGGAUGAGUCACUAUGUCUUCGUUGUCUACUCAAAUGCCCUUGCCACUCUCAUCCUCCUUCCCUCUUCUUUCAUUAUCCACAGAAACAAGAGGCCUCCACUGACCAUCUCUCUCCUCUGUAAAUUCUUCCUCCUCAGUCUUGCUGGGAUAACAGUGAUGCAGAAUUGUGUAUUCACUGGCGUAAGCUACAGCUCUCCUACCCUUGCAUCUGCUAUGAGCAACUUGGUCCCAGCAUUCACUUUCUUGCUUGCUGUAAUCUUCAGGAUGGAAGAACUAGGCUUGAGAAACUCGAGAAGUCAGAUCAAGAUUAUGGGGACCCUGGUAUCAAUCUCAGGAGCAUUGAUUGUUACCCUUUACAAGGGCCAGGCAAUUGGCUCUCCGCAAAUUCAGUUCUCUAAAACCACUCUUCCAGGGCAACCAUCUCCAUCCACUAUGUUGGCAACAACAAAUAAUUGGAUAAUUGGGGCCCUUUUCCUUGCAACUGCUAGUAUAUGUCUUGCAGUGUGGAAUACUGCUCAGGCUGCAAUCCUAAAAGGGUACCCAUCAGAGAUGACUAUAGUCUCCUUCUAUUGCUUCUUUGGGACAAUCCAAUGUACAGUAGUUUCUUUGAUUGCUGAAAGAGAUCCAAAUGCUUGGAAAUUAAGGCCUGAUAUUGAGCUUGUCUCAAUUGUCUACUCAGCUCUUUUUGGAAGCGUAGUGACGUUUUCUACAUUAACAUGGUGCAUACAUAAGAAGGGGCCUUUAUUUGUUGCCAUGUUCAAGCCCCUGGGGAUCGCUAUCGCUGCUUUGAUGGGUGUCAUCUUCCUUGGCGACACACUCCAUGUUGGAAGUGUGAUUGGAGCAAUUAUAAUCGUUGCAGGAUUUUAUGCUGUCAUAUGGACACAAUACAAAGAAGAGGAAACGGGCAAAUCCCUUGAAGUUGAUAGGCUACCGGCGCCCUCACAGAAGAGUCCUCUCUUGGAGAGUCAGACAGAUGCAUAAAAAGCAGUUGAAUCAUCACUUGUUUAUCAUCUUUAGAACAUAUUCAAGCCAAUCUACUUUCACAAUUUUAUACAGGAACAGGAAAUUAAGAAAAGAAAAGUGAGAGUAGAUAUGUUCUUUAUCUCCUUUUGGAAUCUGCUAGUGUAGAUGGAUUAUAUCAUGGAAAAUCUAGUGUCGCUUGUAGGCUUGAAAAUGGUGGUCAAGAGUCCCUUACCCAUGUUAAUAGAGAUUUUUUUUCCCUGCUAAAAAGAGGAGAAACCUCGUACACUGUGUCAACCUGAGUGUUAUGAGUGGAUCAUGAUGAUGCACAGGCUGUUAACCUUUGAACA